GAUAUUGGAUCGCUAUGUUCAGGAGCAAAUUCCUGGUGCCAAGGUCGUGGUGGAGUCCAUUGGUGCUCGCCGCCAUGGAGAUGCCUUUUCUCUAGAAGAUUACACCAAAUGUGACCUGACCGUCUAUGCCAUCGACCCCCAAACAAACAGAGCCAUUGACAGAAACGAGCUUUUUAAAUUUUUGGAUGGCAAGCUGCUUGAUAUCAAUAAGGACUUUCAGCCGUAUUAUGGGGAAGGAGGACGCAUUCUGGAGAUCCGGACUCCAGAGGCAGUGACCAGCAUUAAAAAGCGAGGAGAAAGUCUAGGAUACACGGAAGGGGCUUUGCUGGCUCUGGCUUUCAUCAUCAUCCUGUGCUGUAUUCCUGCCAUCCUGGUGGUCUUAGUCAGCUACAGGCAGUUUAAAGUACGCCAAGCUGAAUGCACCAAGACAGCCCGAAUACAAUCUGCCUUACCUGCGGCCAAACCAGCAGCACCUGCCCCUGCUCCCACGGCAGCGCCCCCGCCCCCGCCCCCGCCACCUGGUGCGCAUCUCUAUGAAGAGCUGGGAGACAGCACCAUGCAUAAUCUUUUCCUUCUCUACCAUUUUGAACAAAGCAGGGGAAAUAACUCAGACACAGAAGACAGGAAAACUCAACAAGUUGUGAUGCCCUCUUCUUCCAAUACCAUUGAGGCUCACAAGCCAGCUCAUAUAGAAGGAUCACUUAAGAACAACCAACCUAAUCCUGCAGGAAAAUUCACAUUUCUUUCUGAUGAGGAUGACUUAAGUGUCCAUAAUCCCCUUUAUAAAGAAAAUAUAGAUAAAAAAUCAGCAAAUUCAGACAUUUUACUGAGAACAGAUUUUGAAGACCCAUUUUUACCCAAAACACAAGUCAAGAGUUGGUCUCUGAGAUACCCAAGAGAAAAGAUUCACAGAAUGUGGAAACAGCCAGUCAGCUUACCUAGGAAACUGAUAUGGAAGGUUCCAAACAGAACAGAAACCAUGGACUUGGUGCAGUGGCAAAGCACCAGGCAAAAACCUGAAAGUGAAAGCCUUGGAAUGGAUCCAAAGGAAAAAGGUAGCAGCAAUCCAUUGCUUACAAGUGAAGAUGCAAAUCUAACAGAGCAAACAAGACAAAGAAAAACACUGAUCAUACAAGAAGCAGAACAGUUGAAAUCUCUAUCUUCAGAUGCCUCCUUUUCUUCUUGGUCUCACUUCUCAUUCUCCACCUUGCCAACUAUUUCAAGAAGUGUGGAACUCAAAUCAGAACCUAGCAUCAUCACUUCUCCUGCUGACUGUACCUUGGAACUCUCUCCUCCAAGGCCUAGCAUUUUAAAUUCUGUAAUCUUUAAGAGAGAUAUACCCAGUUGUAUGUCAGAUAUUGACAAUAAGAGGAGCAUUUUUGAAAAUCUGUCCUGUGAACCUAACAUCUGUCCAUCUCUUUCCCCACCUUCUUCUCCUCAGUCCAAUUCUCCUCUUGUGCAACAGCAACUUCUGAGACCUUCUCUUCUUAAACCAGAGGAGUUAUCCAUGGAGUCUGGGAUUGAUCCUGGCCAGGAAUAUGGACAAGAUUAUUACAGUUAUGAGCAUGGGUAUGAAAUGCCUCAGUAUGGAAGUCGUCGUCGAUUGUUACCACCAGCUGGACAGGAGGAAUAUGGUGAGGUGGUUGGUGAAGCUGAGGAGGAAUAUGAAGAGGAAGAGUGGGCAAGAAAAAGAAUGAUCAAGUUAGUCGUUGAUCGAGAGUAUGAAAGUAGCUCAACUGGAGAAGACAGUGCUCCUGAGUGUCAGAGGAACCGUCUUCACAAUCCUGCUAUCCACAGUAACAUCAAUGGCAAUAUAUAUAUUGCACAGAAUGGUUCUGUGGUGAGAACCCGCCGUGCCUGCCUCACAGAUAACCUAAAAGUUCCCUCCCCUGUCCGAACUGGGAGGCACUUUAAGAAGUUAGACAAGUUGGUAGUGACACAGGAGGAGAAUGUUCCCCUGAACACGUUGUCCAAGGGGCCAUUUUCUAUGGAGAAAAUGAACAAAAGACCAACUCUGGUCACAUUUGCCCCUUGCCCUGUGGUGACUGACAGUAUGGCAGCGAAGCCAUUGGGGAGCAGGCUGAAAAGCACAGUUGAACAGGAGUCCAUGGUUGACAGUAAGAAUAUCAAGGAAACUUUGGAAUUUCAUAGUGACCCCACACAGUCAGACGAUGAAGAGCUUUGGAUGGGCCCCUGGAACAAUCUCCAUAUACCAAUGACAAAACUGUGA
Molecule: messenger RNA, 2230 nt
Organism: Castor canadensis (American beaver)
Lineage: Eukaryota; Metazoa; Chordata; Mammalia; Rodentia; Castoridae
Source: RefSeq, a predicted model, not a curated record